AUGGGUGUGAAGAUGGAAGUGAAGUGAAGGUUGUUUGUUGUAGUCUAGUUUCAGGAGCACUGCGACCACACUCAACCCACUGAAAGGUUCUAUUUCCUCUCAGAUUAACAAGUGAGUGGGCGGGGCCAUCAGACAAGCCAUGACAACAACAUUGAUGACAGUCAUCAUGAUGAUGGUCAUGAAGAGUAACGCUGCACAGGUUUUCAAUAAGUCAGUGCACAGAGGUGAGGCUGUGCAGCUGACCUCUGACCUUCAGGAGCUGGGUGUGGAGCGUAUUCAGGACAUCAGAUGGACUCACCUGCAUCUGUACCUCCACAACAACACACAGAAGACUGGUUGUGACGGACGCUGUGAGCUGCUGAAUGAUGGUACACUGAGCUUUAGUAGAGUCGAGAGCAUUGACGAAGGAAGCUACAUCCAGGAAGUGUUUGACAGAAAAGGAAAACGACUGAAGAAGACAGAGUUUAUACUGAGGGUGGAGACAGAUGGUAGCAGGGUUUGGGGUCGUGCCUCGUUCAGCUAUAUGUUCUUCCUUCUGCUUCCGCUCAUUGUCAUUGUCUACUUCAUCCUGAGGAGGAGGAGUCAGAGAACAGAGGCAGCAGGUUCAGGCCUGACACAAGAAAAUGUUUACAUUGAGAUGCAUAGUUACCAUGGCAACAAGAGAACAGAAGCGGUAGAGGAGCAGAAGAUGGAGGAAGUAAACCCUUCAACGCCAAUCACACAGCAGGUACCAGAGGAAGAAGACGUCUACAUCUGAUGACGAAUCAAAGCUCAUCACACAUUAAUGUUCUAUUUACUGACGUUCACGUUUCCAGUGAACAUGUGAACAUCAGGCACAAACAAGGACCAGAUCCAGGACUCACUGAAGCUGAGAGAGUACAGGCUGUGCUUCACCCAAAUAAUUAGAUUUUUCAGGGGCUCAACAUGAAAAGUCUAAAACUUUAUCACUAUCACAUCAUAAGUGAUAAUCGGCAUGAACGUGAUAAAAUUAGAGCUCCCUAGAAAAAUUAAGAAAUUGGAUGAGAGGUUUGAUCUACACCAGAUUUGGUCGACACAUACUGUAUAUUAAGCCAAGAUUGACAAAAAAAAAAGCCUCUCUGAGCCAUACCCCAACCCCAACAGGAAGUCCACUAAUUUGAUUUCAAUAUGCCAUUUUUACUCCAUUUCCAGCUAUUGUAUUUUAACAAGCUUCUCUACGAAUUUGACUAAAUAUUUGGUGUAAACUAAGACAUUAGCAAUGAAAAUGAAUCCUCAGCCACCAUUUAACAAUCAGGGCAGGCCUGUACCUGUACCCCUGACCAUGUACUGACCCCGGAAAACCUGAAAAAUGUUGGUCAACAUUGGUCAAUGUUGAUUUGAUCUUGAAAAUGAAGGUCAAGGUCGACGCCCCAAAGAACUCAUCCAAGAGCUUCCCAUGGUGCAUUUAAAUACCAAACAUGAAGAAGAUCGGACAAUUUGGUGCCGAGAAAUCACACUGACGGACAGACAGAUGGAUGGAUGUACAGAUAUCACAUGGUACGACAAUUCCCCUGCAGCUGAUGGUCAAGGGACAAAAACCUAGCACAAUGGUUUGUAUUAUAUUCAAUAGAGUAACAUAUAUUUAACAGUGAACAAGUUCUAUAUUUAACAACCUUGAGUCCAGCUGAAAUAACUGUUCCAUCCAUCCAUCCAUCUUCUACUGCGUAUCCGGGGCCGGGUCAUAGAGGCAACAGUCUAAGCAGGGAUGCCCAGACUUCCCUCUCCCCACACACCUCCUCUAGCUCCUCUGGGGGAUCCAGAGGCAUUCCCAGGCCAGCCAAGAGACACAGUCUCUCCAGCGUGUCUUUAGUCUUCCCUGAGGCAUCCUCAAGAUCCCAGAAUCAAGCAGUUGAAAUAAGUUUCCUCCGUAGGGUGGCUGGGCGCAUCCUUAGAGAUAGGGUGAGGAGCUCCAUCACCAGGGAGGAGCUCAGAGUAGAGACGCUGCUCCUCCACAUCCAGAAGAGCCAGCUGAGGUGGCUCGGGCAUCUGUUCUGCCACCUCCGCGGGGAGGUGUUCUGGGAAAGUCCCUGGGCCAGGAGGAGGCCAUAACUGUUCCUGUUGCUUGUAAUAAACACAACUUGCCAAA
Sphaeramia orbicularis (orbiculate cardinalfish) is the source of this 2104-nucleotide messenger RNA. RefSeq lists its product as uncharacterized. The transcript has 4 exons. The record is from RefSeq and is a predicted model, not a curated record. NCBI's taxonomy places the organism in Eukaryota, Metazoa, Chordata, Actinopteri, Kurtiformes, Apogonidae. Bases 140 to 757 code for a protein of 205 amino acids.